Molecule: messenger RNA, 4134 nt
Organism: Fusarium verticillioides 7600
Lineage: Eukaryota; Fungi; Ascomycota; Sordariomycetes; Hypocreales; Nectriaceae
Exons: 4
Coding region: 1-4134 (1377 amino acids)
Source: RefSeq, a predicted model, not a curated record
AUGAGACCACCUAACAUUCCUUUGAUCACCGUCCUAUCGGUGCUUCUAAUGCUAUCUUGUCUUCUAGGCAGCGUAGCCGGGCUUGGUCCCCGACAGCAUCGGGGUGCUCGCAAAGAUGUGCGCGGCAAUACUUUCAUCGAAGCUCGCAAUCCCUUGGGUAACGCUCUCGCUGAUGGUUAUGGUCCACCUCCUCCCUAUAAUACGGGGGAACCAGUUGCUCCAACUGAUUUGACUUCUUAUCACACUCUCGAGGAGUCCACUGCAACAGAAACUCAGCUUGGAGCUUCUCAAGCUAGUGUGACAUCUAAGUCAAAGGUUUCUUCUCACUAUGAUACUGUCGCUUCUGGCAGCUCCUCUCUCUCUGUAUCCUCAGCACUCGAGACCGGCACUGCCAUGAUAACUGUCGGUUCAAGCGCCAAGGCUGGCAAUACAUCCGGCUCCGAGGCAUCGUCGAAUGUUCACUUAACAGCUUCGAGCUCUUUCCUUGGGACUGAGACUUCUGGUGCUGAAACUUCCUCAAUUUCACUUGGUCAAGUUUCUACUAUUUCGGGUACUAAUUCUUCGUUGACUGGCACUUAUCCCUCUACGGUCACCUCAUCACCCGGGACGGUAACUGUAUUGCCUUCAGGUUCUGCCUCAUCUGCCACAGUCUCUGGUUUCUUUAAUGAAACAAAUACAAUCACUGAGAGUGUCUCUCACACACAAACAAUGUUGAGUGCUGAAGCUUCAGGUGAUUUCACUACAACGGAGUUUACUUCUCGCUUCAAGAGUAGCGUAAUAAAGGUUGGGUCGACAACAACGACAACAAAAAUGCUUAAUGUUACAGUGACAGUCGCGCCCAGUUCUUCAACUGGUAUUUCAUCAAGCGUUUUAUCUCUGGCUGUCCCCAUGACUGCAGACAAAACCACGACAGUCACAGUCAUCCCACAACAAAACUCAUCUGGACUUUCUACUGGCGGUCUUGCUACUGAUACUGAUUCGGCGGUGCACUCAACAUUGGGCAGUCUGGCCACUGAAUCAACCAAGUCUGUCACAAUCCAAAGCACUCUAACCGAGGUAGCUAUUUCAGAAUCGACUCAAAAGUCCACACUAGCUUCGAGCAUUCCUGUCAAUGGAACUGUGAGCCUCACUACUAGUACUACUGCCUACUUCACUGCAACAGUUGGAGUUCCUGCCCCAUCUUCUGUUCUGCCAAGUUCAUCUGGCAUUUCAAGACCUACUAUUGUUGCUUCUGAUGACUCGUCGGGGGCUGGAACAGGAGACUCAUCGGUGAGCAUGGCAUCUAUUACUGUUGCCUUUUCCACCACAGUCACCACAAGCAAGACAUACACUAUACUCAACGUCACCUUACCAGCAACAAGCUCUUCUUUCUCUCCAGUUUCGACCUUCGUGACUAGCGCGAGCGCUGGUGUUUCCGAGUCAAAUAUUGCUACAACCUCGAACCAAAUGUCUUCAGAGACUCUCUUUGCAUCAACAGCUCUACCCAUCAAUGCGACCUCUGACUCAUUCACCAAGUCCUUUGUUGUGACUACUGUGUCUGAGGGCUCGGUUAUUACUAUCUUCCCAGGCGGUAUCAUUCCAACCAAGAGCGCUUCAAGUAUGAUGAACAACUCUGUUUCUACACAGUAUUCCACAUUUGCCCCUUCGCGCUUCAAUUCGUCUAUGUCCAUCAGACGGACUUCAUUGUCUUUUCAGACAGACUCCUGGUUUGACUGGCCGACUUCGACGCUGACGACUUCACAUACUUUGGAACCAACUUUGGAGGUUCCGUCACUUUCUUUUCCAAGCUCUUGGCUCUCGAUCAUUACCACACCAAUGACGCCUCCCAGUGUGUCUGCAACGUCAACUCGAGGCCCAACUGAUGGCUCAGCAUUUGGCAACGUAACGGUGAUCAAGACAACAAUGACUUCUACCAUCACUAGCAGUCUCGCACCAACAGGCCUAUCCUCGUCUGGCAAUGUCACGGUGGCCCAUACCACUAGUGGGUACAACUUUUCUGAAAGUGUGGGAUCCAGCAAGAGCGCAUUCAGUUCUCAGUCGACCUCUCUCAACAGCUUUUCUGGUAUCAGUACCGUCAUCAUGUCUAAGCAGCCUACCAACUUCCCCUUUCCAACCAACACAAGCUUGGUUUGGCAGUCGGAAACAUCUUCAGUGUCACUCUCUGAAUCUGGCAAAACCACCGGCCCCAAAGGCAGUGAUGCUACAUUCUCUGUGACAACAGCUGGGUUCAAUAGCACUGCUCCUUAUACCAACUCGACUACCAUUACGGCCAGUGAAACAUAUCCUUCAAGUAAUGGGGAUGGGACGCCGUCCAUGAUUACUUCAGGGGCCUCUGCGUUGUGGAACACGACUAGCAGCGCUCAGAGGUUCACCAACUCAACUAUCCAGACAACAGUUACCUCUACCCACACUGGCUCUGGUCUAGUUUCUGGAACUCAAACUUUGAGCGAUGCAGCUGCCGUCACUCCUCAACCGCCCGCUUCGCUGAACGUUACACUCAUCACCUUCACAGAUGUGAAACACGGCCCCUUCCUCUUCCUCAACACCACAUUGACGGGAACUGGCGCUUCCCUUCCACCAAGUAGUACAGGGCCUCGAAUCACCAUUACGGGAACCUUGGAAGACUUUUCAACAUCCAGUGUCACCAUUUCACCAUCGGCCGGGACAACCUACCACACUGUGAACACCACAGUGGCUGGCACCACGACUAAUACUUCGGCAUCUGCUUCGGGAACAAAUGAGCCACUCUUCCCGGUCUCCAACUCAACGAGUUUGGGCACUAUCAGUCUCUCGACAAUCGUUUCAUGGAGGCCAGAUCCCGAGCCAUGGACGAGCUGGCCAACAUUGAGCCUCACGAAUGAGCCAGGUGUUUCCACAUGGACUGUAAAUAGUGAGAUUUCAGAAUGGACGUCGUACACUCGAACUACCACCAAGUCUUUGACUCCUACUUCAGUAGAGCCAAGCAUUUCUGUUCACAACCUCAGCAGUGCAACCUCGGGGUCAACCUCUUAUACUCGUACCACGACUGUGACCCUCACAGCCACUUUGGAAGAGUCCAGCACUUCCCCAUCCACAAGUGGCAACAGGAGUAGUGCAGCCUCAGAGUCCAAUUCAUAUACUCGUACAACAACCGUAUUCCGCACUAUGACUUUGGGAGGGCCAGGCGCGUCCUCACCUGCCCUCAACAGCUCAAGCAGUCGUGAUUCCUUGUCAACCUCAUACACUCGUACAACGACAUUGACCCUUAGAACUACUUUGGCAGAAUCCCCAACAUCUCAAAUAUCUGAGACUGCAGUUACAGAUUCAUCAGUUUCCACAUGGGCUAACGUAACCUCCAGGGUCACUGGCUUCAUGAGCACAGAGACUAUCUCAUUGGCCACCGUUACAUCGUCGCUCUCCGGAACACUGACAACUUUCUUGACAACUGGUAGCGCAAAGGGGAUAUCGACCAGCCUUGAGAGUUCCGCCUUGGCACCAAUCCCAGUGGGUAACUCAACUCUAUCACAGGCUUCUGGGAGAACAUCAUCGGGAAUUGAUACUUUGACGGCCACACCCUUGUUGACUAGCUCAGCGGGAACAGCUACUCCAUGUGAAUCUACGUCUACUAGCUCAUCGACCUGCACAGAAUCAGUGUACGACACCCCGACCCAUACAGCCAUUCCAGCUAGCACCGAUUGCUUGACUGCAACGAAUCGACCAGACUUAUCGUUUUCGUACGUAUCGACAGUAACAGCCACUGAAGACGUCUCAUCGACCUGCAACACAACAAGCAACACGGUGCAUUGGUCAAACAUGACUCACACAUUUGGUGUAAAAGAUACGGAAACGAGCACCUACCAGCCGCUUACAACAAUGCGGACAGUCACAAAAGCGCAGACUGAAGAAGGAUCGGGAUCGGCUGGGGAUGAUUAUCCCACGCCCACAGACAGGUUCCCCAAGGAUCCCAACUUUCCAUGGGGAAAUGGCUCCCCAAUCCAUCGUCAUCAGAACUCGUCUGAGCUUAGCCCUGGCGAAAAUGACGGCGAUGACGAUGGAGGUCUGAGCAAGAGAAGCAGCUGGCGCCUGCGGUGGGAGGAUGUCAGAGACAAACUGGAAGGUCUCUGGUGUGGACAGGCUUUGAAGUCAGAAGACUAA